Messenger RNA from Aspergillus calidoustus, 1002 nucleotides. NCBI's taxonomy places the organism in Eukaryota, Fungi, Ascomycota, Eurotiomycetes, Eurotiales, Aspergillaceae. The record is from the annotation of a GenBank genome assembly.
AUGACCCUCACAGCUCCCCUUAUCACUGUCUUUGGCGCAACCGGUAACCAAGGCGGUGCCGUCGCCCGCUCGCUGCUACAGAACCCAUCCUUCAAGGUUCGAGCUCUGACGCGCAAUCCCAGCUCACCGGCAAGCCAGGCGUUGGCUACACAGGGAGUUGAGGUCCGUCAGGCUGAUGGCUUCAGCAGUGAGUCAAUGGUGAGCGCCUUCUCUGGGUCAUGGGGUGCGUUUGUGAAUAUCAACUCUGAUGACAAGGCCUUCAAACAAGGCGGCCCGACCGAGUUCGACAUGGGCAAGACCAUCGUGGAUGCGGCUGCACAGGCCGGAGUCAGCCACUUCAUCUUCAGCACUGGUCCCGACUGCCUCACGCUUACGGGGGGUAAGGUUAGAAUGAAUGCGGCAGACAUGAAGUACAAAAUCGAACAAUACGCCCGGCAGAUCUCCUGCUUCGAAACCGUCAGCUUUAUCUGCGCCUCAUGGUUUUUCGAGAACUUCCUCAUCAAAGAACUCGCCCCCAUCUUCGGCGGAUUUCCCUUUAUCCCCGACACAGAUGGCUACCUCACGCUCAUCGCGCCGAAGUGGGGCGGCAAGGAAGACGUCCCCUUCAUCGCCAUGUCCGACGACUUUGGCGACAUCGUCCAGGGCAUGUUUCUUGAUCCCGAAGCAGUCAAGGGCCAGGUCGUCCACGGAUGCAGCGACAUCUGCAGCUUUGAUCAGCUGGUGGGCGCGUUUGAGGAAGUUAGCGGGUGUAGAGCGCGCUUUAGGCCGCUGCCGAGUUGGGAGGCAUUUGAUACGCAUGGGGUCCCCGAGUUGGAUGAUACAAAGGCCAUGUUUGCGUUUACGCAGAAUAAUGCGGGGAAGUACUUUGGGCCUGAGCUGUCGGAGAAGGAGACGGCGGGGAGGCUUAAGCUUAAGACUUCUGUGGCGUUGGGGAGGCCCAAGGGGGAGCAGCAGCUGAUGAGUAUUGAGCGAUGGUGUCGAAAGCACUUUUCUUUGCGGUAA